Arabidopsis lyrata subsp. lyrata is the source of this 1778-nucleotide messenger RNA. RefSeq names its product cytochrome P450 71B24. The transcript is spliced from 2 exons. The record is from RefSeq and is a predicted model, not a curated record. Gene Ontology annotation, molecular function: heme binding; oxidoreductase activity, acting on paired donors, with incorporation or reduction of molecular oxygen; monooxygenase activity. Bases 84 to 1580 code for a protein of 498 amino acids. Lineage: Eukaryota; Viridiplantae; Streptophyta; Magnoliopsida; Brassicales; Brassicaceae.
UCUGUUUGUUUUAUAGUCUGAAUACUCACUCUCUUUCUCUAUCACCAAAAACAGAACACAAAACAGAAGAAAAAUAAUAAAAAAUGUCGAUUCUUCUGUAUUUCAUCGCCUUUUUAUCGCUAAUAUUCAUGAAGAAAAUCAAAGACUCGAAACGAAAUCUUCCUCCGAGCCCACUGAAGCUUCCAAUCAUCGGAAACCUAUACCAGCUUCGAGGAUUGUUUCACAGAUGUCUUCACGAUCUCUCCAAGAAGCACGGACCCGUGCUGCUUCUCCGUCUAGGUUUUCUAGACGUGGUUGUGAUCUCAUCGAGCGAAGCUGCUGAAGAAGCUCUCAAAGUACAUGACCUUGAGUGUUGUACCAGACCUAAGACUAACGUAGGAUCAAAGCUUUGGCGUAACGGUAAAGACAUCGGAUUUGCCCCAUAUGGUGAGUCUUUGAGAGAGUUACGAAAGCUUUCUGUUCUUAAUUUUUUCAGCACGAAGAAGGUUAGAUCUUAUAGGUACAUCAGAGAGGAAGAGAAUGAUUUGAUGGUCAAGAAACUGAAGGAAUCGGCUCUGAAGAAAUCUUCUGUAGAUUUGAGCAACACACUUUUCUGUCUAGUUGGGAGUAUCAUACUCAGAUCUGCCUUUGGACAGCGUUUCGACAAGAGCAAUCAUGUAGAUGCGGAAAAGAUCAAAGACCUCAUGGUUGAGGUCCAGAAACUUGGGUCACUAAGUAAUUCUGAUCUUUUCCCUGGUGGUUUGGGAUGGUGUGUAGACUUUGUGUCAAGACGAAAUAAGAAACUUGACAAAGCCUUCGUCGAGGUUGAUACUAUGCUGAAUCAUAUUGUUGAUGAUCACUUGAAAAACCCUAUAGAAGAAACAACUCAUGAUCGUCCUGAUAUCAUCGACUCGCUCUUAGAUAUGAUACAUAAACAAGAACAAGAUGCAUCUUUCAAACUCACCAUUGAUCAUCUCAAAGGAAUUCUCCAAGAUAUAUAUCUUGCUGGAGUAGACACAAGUUCCAUCACCAUGAUUUGGGCAAUGGCAGAGCUUGUUAAAAACCCGCGGGUGAUGAAGAAAGUUCAAGAUGAGAUCCGAACAUGCAUUGGAAUCAAACAAAAUGAAAAAAUCGAGGAAGAAGAUAUCGAAAAGCUUCAUUACUUGAAGCUUGUGAUCAAAGAAACAUUAAGACUACACCCAGCAGCACCUCUUUUACUUCCAAGAGAAACAAUGGCUGAUAUCAAGAUUCAAGGCUACAACAUUCCUCAGAAAACAUUUAUUUUGGUUAACGCAUGGUCGAUAGGACGGGAUCCUAAACACUGGAAAAACCCUGAGGAGUUUAACCCGGAAAGGUUUAUCGACUGUCCUAUGGACUACAAAGGAAAUAGCUUUGAGAUGUUACCAUUUGGUUCUGGUCGAAGGAUAUGUCCAGGGAUAGCUUUUGCGAUUGCGACCGUUGAAUUGGGAUUAUUGAACUUGCUUUACUUCUUCGAUUGGAGAUUGCCUGAAGAGGAUAAAGAUAUGGACAUGGAAGAGGCUGGUGAUAUCACUAUUAUUAAGAAAGUUCCUCUUAAGCUUGUCCCAAUUCUUCAUCACUAAAAAGGAAAAAGAAAUGAUCAUCAUUAUAUAAAGGCCUAUAUAAGAAUAAAAAAAAACUUAUGAAUGAAAUUAUAUUUUCUACAGUCAAGAGAAAAUAAUGUUUGUAUCAUAAUGUAUAUCUUCUAUCUGUUUUGCUCUAUAUAUUGUUGUAUACUUCUGUUUAAUCAUUAUCUUAUUUAUGUUGUUACUUGUGUAUCA